Messenger RNA from Musa acuminata subsp. malaccensis (wild Malaysian banana), 2984 nucleotides. The record is from RefSeq and is a predicted model, not a curated record. NCBI's taxonomy places the organism in Eukaryota, Viridiplantae, Streptophyta, Magnoliopsida, Zingiberales, Musaceae.
CACCUCGUCUCCUCUCCUCUCUCUUCGUUGGGCAACUCGCCGGUCGAAACGCUCUUCCCCACCUCAUUCCUCCCUCAAAUUCUCGAUCCAGGCCGAUCCGGAUCCGCGUGCGUGGAAACCCUAGGGCGUGUUGCGAUCUUUGAAUCCAGGAAUUGCUGAAUUCGGGGUCGAAUCGUGUGUGGGGAGAUUGCCGAUCGGUUUUCGUGACUGAUGAGGUUGAAUUGACGGGGAUUUGUUGAGGUUUCUGGGACGCGAGGAGGAAUGGCGAAGGUGGUCUGUGAGGGAUGGAUGGUUAGAUAUGGCCGGCGGAAGAUUGGCAAGUCGUUCUUCCACAUGCGGUACUUCGUCCUCGAGACGAGGCUUCUGGCCUAUUAUAAGAGAAAGCCUACGGAUACUACGGUUCCGCUCAAGACUCUUGUUAUAGAUGGGAAUUGCAGAGUCGAGGAUAGGGGCUUAAAAACACAUCAGGGUCAUAUGGUUUAUGUUUUAUGUGUUUACAACAAGAAAGAGACAAAUCAACAAAUAAUGAUGGCAGCAUACAACAUCCAGGAUGCUCUUAACUGGAAAGAGAAGAUUGAGUUAGUUAUUGAUCAGCAACAUGGUUCAGUGACCAGUAAUGGAAAUCGGACCUCUGUUUCAAGUGACCUUGGAAUGGAUAUUGACAGGAAUGAAUCUUCCUCUAGUCAUGAAAGGCAUCCUGAAGAUGAAGAGGAAAAUAAUCCCACUUUACUACAGGGGACAACCAUUGGGAAUGGCCCUCCUGAUUCAGUACUUGACUGGACGCGUGAUCAAGUUUCUCCUAGAAAGCAUUGGCGACUGCCAAGAAGAUAUAGUAAGACAAUGAAAGCAGUUGGUGUGGUGGAUGCCACAUGUGAAGCUAUAUUUGGGCUUGUAAUGACUAUGGAUGGCACACGUUUUGAGUGGGAUUGUAGUUUCCAGCAUGGCAGUUUAGUUGAAGAGGUUGAUGGACAUACAGCUAUAUUGUACCAUAGAUUGCAGCUGGAGUGGUUCUCAAGGUUUGUGUGGCCUCGUGACCUUUGUUAUGUGCGUUACUGGCGACGUAAUGAUGAUGGAAGUUAUGUUGUGCUGUUCCGAUCUAGAGAUCAUCCAAACUGUGGUCCUCAGCGAGGAUUCGUGAGAGCCCAUAUCGAGAGUGGUGGAUUCAAGAUUUCACCCCUUAGAUCUCGUGAUGGGAGACCUCGUACUCAAGUCCAGCAGCUUAUGCAAAUUGACCUUAAAGGGUGGUUUGUUGGUUAUUUUCCUUCAUUUCAGCAACACUGUUUACUUCAUAUGUUGAAUAGUGUCGCAGGAAUACGCGAAUUAUUUUCUCAAACAGAUGAAAUUCACACAGCAAAUAGAAUUCCAAUCAUGGUCAGUAUGACAUCAGAUUCUGUUUCUUCUAAGAAGGAACAGAAAACCGAGGAAAUCAGCUUUCAGCCUGGUGUAUCCCUGGACCAAGUGUUUAAUGAUAAUAGACAACCGAUUAUUUUAGAUGAAGACUCCGAUGAAGAUGAGGACAAUCAAGUACCUGAGGCCGAAGAAGAGGGAUCCUCAAUCAAAACUGGAAAUAAUAUCAAGCAGCCAGAUAUAGAAGUAGAGACUUCAGAUAUUUUAGACACAUCCUGCUUCUCUGGCAAUUUACGGUGGGAUGAUGGUGAAGAUAGUCGCAAUUGUUGGAAAAUACCAGAUGGAAAUAUUUUCAAAGUCCGCAGUGAAAAUUUUUUUAAAGACAAAUCCAAGAUUCCUGCAGGAAAGUACCUCAUGGAACUUGUAGCAGUUGAUUGGCUGAAAAACACAAAACGAAUGGACCAUGUUGCACAGCGAACAGGCUGCGCAGCCCAAGUUGCCUCUGAGAAAGGACUGUUCACUUUGGUCAUAAAUCUGCAGAUUCCAGGAUCAACACAUUACAGUAUGGUGUUCUAUUAUGUAAAGAAACAAUUGGUACCUGGAUCACUACUGCAGCGAUUUGCUGAUGGCGAUGAUGAGUUCCGCAACAGUAGGUUAAAGCUAAUCCCAUCUGUCCCUAAGGGCUCAUGGAUUGUUCGUCAAAGUGUUGGAAGCAACCCUUGUUUAUUGGGAAAAGCUGUUGAUUGUAGCUACAUUCGUGGAGAAAAAUACUUGGAAUUAGACGUGGAUAUUGGUUCUUCAGCAGUGGCUAAUGGAGUGCUCGGGCUAGUGUGUGGUGUACUUACAUCAUUGGUAGUUGAUAUGGCAUUCCUCAUUCAGGCUGUUACUUCUGAUGAGCUUCCAGAGCGACUCAUCGGGGCUGUUCGUGUGUCACAUGUUGAGCUGUCGUCUGCACUUGUCACAGACCUUGCAGAUAGCCCUUCAGAAGAAUGACUGCUUCAGAUUAUGUUGCAUCCAUUAUUCAUUUCAUGAAUAGAAAUUCUUUUGUUCCUUCUCCAGCUAUCAACAGAAGUGGCACACAUUCAUGCUCCGAGUUGUACAGUUCAGACAGUAACAUCAGCAGUUUUGGUCAUACCAAGAAGUCUCCUUGAAAAAAUCUAUCAGAAGCUCAUCCAAGUCCUUACCUCUUUGAUCAUCAACUCAAGGACGUGAAUUACAAGGCGUUUGGUUCAUGUCACUUGAAAACUACAGCCAGGUUUUUGCUUGUAUUCUUAUUUGAUGUCUUCCAAGUCCAGUUCAUCUCCUGCAUCUAGGCAAACUUGGCAUAUCACAUUAUGGUAUGCCAUUUGAGCUCUAGUUUUCCUAUCGCAUUAUGCAAUGUUGAGAGGACAUGUCCUACAGCUUUUUUUUUUCACCUUCAUCUUCCAAGUUUUGCAGGUGGUUGGAAGUUUGUUUACACAUCUUAAGUUAUUAAACAUUGUUUAUCUCUCAUUGUUUUGAUAAUUCAAUUUACCUUGUGAUUUCUCCAUAAUUUGACUGGACUAUAUGCUCUUAUGUUGAGACCUACUAACAAAAAGAAAAGUUUGGAUGGUCCAUCUCCACAGUCCAUAUCCUUGAUCUAAUAGCUAUUGCUAAGG